AUGGUCAAAGAUUUCAAUAUCACCCCAAGCUGGGCGGAUAUACCCCUUCCUCCAGGUACAGACUGCUGGCACCUUGCACUUGCCCUUUGCUACUCUGAAGCUCGACUUUAUGAGACUCACGCCCUACCUGUACCGUUUUCUGGCUGUUUCGCAAAGAAGGAUACUUCGAAGUUUGAACCCAGCUUUGCUGAUAUCAUUCGUUUAGGCCGUUCUCUGAACUCCUGUCAGGUGGCAUUUUACAGUAUGUGUCCACAACAUGUUCAAUUACCUAUCAACCCAAGCUUUGCAUCCUUUCCUCCUCCGCGCCAUGAAUCCUCGGCAACUCCAGCCCCUAUGCUUGACAACAGCCAAACCCGAAAGCGUUUUCUUUUCCCAUCGGACAGACCAACCUUAGCUCCGCGUGCGAUACAACCCCGACCAACGACCAGCACAGCUUCGUUCAGCAGUGAGAGUGGCGCGUCGGCCUUGUUGUCCCCAGGUUCGGAUAGUAUGCCAUCCCGAGGUGAACCACCACGCAAGCGCGGUCGGCCUAGCAAAGCCGAAUCAGAGAGACGAAAAGCAGCCGCUGAAGCUCGUGGAGAAGCAUAUCCACCUUCGAGGAGAACUGGCUUAAGCAAAAUGAAAGCUCCUUCUACACCAACCAGUUCCUCAAACAUCGAACCUCUGGCUGCCUCGUUCAUUCCUCAUGCUAGUGGUAGUCGACACCCAAGUGUACUACGAUCUGAUCUGCAUUACGUACCCCCGCCCGGAAGGCCCCCAAGACUUUCAGGGCCAAAUGAAAAUCAGGGGAUGAUGGAUGCGCCCCGUCGUGACAUAGGACAUCCGGCGAGAGACUUGCCACGACCAACGGAAAUGAUACAGACACUACCUUCCCCACAAACACUACAUUCCGGCCAGAGGGAAACGAUCUCGCGCAUGGAGCCUGCGGAGCGACCAUUUGAAGCAUCCCCGCCAGAUCGGAUAUCCUUCGGUGAUGGCAGCCGAAGAUCUCUCCUUCAUAGAUGCCCAGAUGAACCACCUAUCUCAGUUCCGGAGGUGCCUCUGCACACUUCGGUCGAGAAACGAGCCGAAUGA
This is a messenger RNA of Aspergillus bombycis, 1074 nucleotides long. RefSeq names its product putative AT DNA binding protein. Bases 1 to 1074 code for a protein of 357 amino acids. The transcript has a single exon. The record is from RefSeq and is a predicted model, not a curated record. NCBI's taxonomy places the organism in Eukaryota, Fungi, Ascomycota, Eurotiomycetes, Eurotiales, Aspergillaceae.